Messenger RNA from Ustilaginoidea virens, 210 nucleotides. RefSeq lists its product as uncharacterized. NCBI's taxonomy places the organism in Eukaryota, Fungi, Ascomycota, Sordariomycetes, Hypocreales, Clavicipitaceae. The record is from RefSeq and is a predicted model, not a curated record. Bases 1 to 210 code for a protein of 69 amino acids. The transcript has 2 exons.
AUGGAGAACGAGUCAGCCAAAGAAAGGGAAAAGAGGGAGCGGAAAACGCCACUCCUGAAUUCUAACCAUGGACCGCGGGAGCCAAAUGGUCCCUUCAGAUAUACCGACGUGGCCGAUUGCUCGGAACUCUUUGGCUCCCCCCUCACUCACUCUCUGCCUGUUCCGGCCUUGCGACCCUUUCUCUUCUUCCCCUUCUGGCUUCUGCUCUGA